Molecule: messenger RNA, 324 nt
Organism: Eutrema salsugineum
Lineage: Eukaryota; Viridiplantae; Streptophyta; Magnoliopsida; Brassicales; Brassicaceae
Source: RefSeq, a predicted model, not a curated record
AUGCAUGUUCCAAACCCUAUAUUUCUUCCCAUUAAUUUCCGGGAAAUCAAACUAUUAUGUUUUAAGAAGAAAAUAAAUAAUUAUAAAUGUUUUCAUGAAAUUAGGGCUAAAGUACAAACAAAAACUAAUGAUGCCCUAACGAAAAUGAAAUCUCUGCAAUAAAGAAGAGUUGUUUUUAGGGGCCACGUAGACAUUAGUUACAAAAAGCUCUGGGUGUUUUAGCCCCUGCCUCUUCAACAGUACUUUACGACAAUGUAAAAGAUCGUGAGGCGUAAUUUAAGAUCCUCUGUUUCUCACUGCAUGCUUGUUACCUUGCUUGUGUAG